This is a messenger RNA of Umbelopsis ramanniana AG, 1093 nucleotides long. RefSeq lists its product as uncharacterized. The coding region runs from base 11 to 1045 and encodes 344 amino acids. The transcript has a single exon. Lineage: Eukaryota; Fungi; Mucoromycota; Umbelopsidomycetes; Umbelopsidales; Umbelopsidaceae. Gene Ontology annotation, molecular function: GTP binding; GTPase activity. The record is from RefSeq and is a predicted model, not a curated record. Gene Ontology annotation, cellular component: mitochondrion.
CUCAUUCAAUAUGACCUCUCCAUUCGUCCCUAGAUCGAAAUUUCUCUAUGAUCGGGUCAUCAACUGGUUUCCAGGGCAUAUGGCGAAAGGCCUUCGUGUUAUAUCCGAAAGACUCAAUUCAGUAGACCUCAUUGUCGAAGUCCGCGAUGCUCGUAUUCCACUGUCCUCUAUCAAUCCCAACUUUGAAGCAACUAUAGGUAGAAAGCCAAGAAUGAUCGUUUACAACAAGUUCGAUUUAGCAGAUCCCACCUCUAAAGCACCACUACUCGACGCAUUUUCAAGAUACUCUCCUCAUACACCUGUUUUGUUCACAAGUUCCAACACAGACGCUGGAGUUCGCCGAAUACUCAAUCGAGCAUCUCAGUAUGCUGACAAAAUACCUAUGCUUACCGUCAUGGUUGUAGGCAUGCCGAAUGUCGGGAAAUCAUCUUUGAUUAAUUCAUUGCGACGAUUGGGCGUUGGCAAGGGCAAAGCGGCUCCCACAGGUGCGCAGCCCGGUAUCACUCGGGCUGUCGUUGGAACCAUCAAGGUGCUUGAAGAUCCUACGAUUUACUUGAUAGAUACACCUGGAGUUAUGGUGCCACAUAUUCCACAACCUGUGGAGUCACUCAAGGUGGCUGUUACAGGUGGCAUACGUGAUCAUCUUGCAGACGAACAAGUCAUGGUAGACUAUCUACUGUAUCGUCUCAAUCAAUUCGGUAAUCAUGACUAUGUCACUCAAUUCAGGGUACCUGGUGGACCGACCAAUGACUGCAACCUUUUACUUGAGUCAAUUGCUCGCCGAAUAGGUGCGGUCGUCAAAGGAGGAGACUUGGAUUUUACUAUGGCAGCAAAAUAUUUCUUAAAGCAAUACCGACUUGGCAAAUUUGGCCAAUAUACGCUCGAUGAUGUUAGUCCAGAAGCGCUGGAACGCUUCUUUUCCGAAUCCAGGGACUUUGAUAAAGACAUGUCGGCUAGCCGAAGGCAGGAAAAGAAGCUGGCCAAAUUGCAAGCAAGAAAGGAGCAGCGGGAACGUCACUCUAAAAUAAUGACUGAAGUAGUAUAAAUGUACUUUACAUCGUCGCAUUCAUAGAUCCAACUAGAAUCAUUUUGC